Messenger RNA from Chlorella variabilis, 1902 nucleotides. RefSeq lists its product as hypothetical. The transcript is spliced from 19 exons. Lineage: Eukaryota; Viridiplantae; Chlorophyta; Trebouxiophyceae; Chlorellales; Chlorellaceae. The record is from RefSeq and is a predicted model, not a curated record. The coding region runs from base 1 to 1902 and encodes 633 amino acids.
AUGGCCACUCGCGACGUCCCCUCCCACCCUGUGACUGCCGAGGAGGCCGAGCACCCCAAGGGGGUGCUUGGGAAGAUCAAGGAGACGCUGGGCCUUGGGGGCGCCGGCGCGGAGGAGGGAGGCAAGACCGUGACUGAGAGCGUCAAGGAGACAGCCCAGGUUGCCAAGGAGAAGGUGACCGCUCCCGGUACCCCCGGUCGCGCGGGCGCCGUCGCGCCCGUCUGCCCCGCCUCCGAGGAGACGGUUGACAAGUGGAAGAAAGCAGAGGCGGAGACGGUGCGCGCCGAGCACGCCGGCACCCGCGCCGAGGAGGUGGCCUGCGAGGCAGAUCGCAUCGCGGCGCAGGCCGCCGCCGCCAAGGGCCUGACCGCCGACGCCGCCCGCCAGGCCGAGGAGCUCAAGGCCAAGCGAGAGGCGCUGGAUGCAGAGGCUCGCCGCCUGGAGCAGGAGGCUCGCGACCUCGAGUCCCAGCUGGAGCAUGCCCGCCAGGUGGCGCAGCGUGCGGAGCGCCGCAGGGUGGAGAUUGUGGAGGAGUCCAAGCGCAUCGCCCAGCCCUCUGCCGAGCUCAACAGCGAGGCCGACAGGCUGGCGCGUGAGGCGCAGGCCAUGCGGGACCGCGCCAUGGACCUGGAGCGCCACAUCCAGGGGCUGCGGGCCGGCAAGAAGAUGAAGGAGGCCAUGCGCAAAGAGGAUGAGGCGCAGCGCCUGGCCGCCGAGAAGGGAGACCUGCAGCAGCAGGCUGCCAGCGAGGAGGAGGACGCCAGGCGCCGGGAGGAGCAGUCGGAGCGUCUGAUGGAGGCGGCCCGCCAGGAGAUGCGGGAGGCCGAUGAGCUGGCCAAGCAGUACUGGAUGAAGCGCGACCGCGCCAAGGAGCUGGAGGCUCAGGCCAAGGGCGAGUCCGGGGCGGCCGCCUCCGAGGCGCGCUCCGCACAGAAGAAGCGCGUGACGGCGGAGCGCAUGGAACGCAAGGUGGAGGCUGCGGCGGCGGCGGCGCAGCGCGCCCUGGAGGAGAAGGCGGCGAUGGAGCGAGAGGCGCAGGCGCUGGAAGGCGAGAAGGAGACGUCGGAGCAGCGGGCCGCCAGGCUGGAGGCGGAGGCAGAGGCGCGCCGCGCGGCUGCCGGGCAGAAGGAGGAGGAGGCUGCCCGCAAGCGCACCGAGGCGGAGACCGUGGUGGCGCAGGGCCCGGGCGACACUUCGGAGCUGGAGCGCAAGGCGGUGGAGGCGCGCGAGGCUGCUGCUGCUGCGCAGGCCGAGAAGGACAGGCUGGCCCGCGAGGCGCGCAGCCUGGAGCAGACCUCCCAGCGCGGCAUGGAGGAGAGCCAGGCCAAGGUGGAGGAGUUCAGGGCAGCCAAGGGCGAGGCGGAGAGGCUGAGGGAGAGCGAGGAGGAGCACUGGCAGCGCGCCAAGGAGCUUGGCGACCAGGCGCGCCGCUCGGGGCGCGAGGAGGUGACCAGGCGCCUGGAGCAGGUCGAGGAGUCGCAGCUCACCUCCGCCACCGCCACGACGACCCGCACCACCACCACCGGCGCCGCCGCCACCACCGAGGGCAAGGCCACCGGGGCCGAGGGCGGCGGCGGCGCCGACCCGAGCCAGGAGUACGGCGUGCAUAGCGGGCGCAGCGUGGCCGACAUCUACAAGGCGGGAGCCGACACGGAGGAGGCCCCGGACAAGUUCGAGGCGCAGGGGCACGAGACGCUGCAGCACCACAAGAAGUGCAGCCACGAGCCCGGCGCCACCGACGCAGGCGCGUGCGGGCUGCAGGCUGCUGCUGCUGCCGCUAUCACUGCGCUGGCCUCUCCUCCCUCCCGCCUGCCUGCAGAGCUGCUGCGUGACGAGGGCGCCGACCUGCCGCACCGCACCAAGGCCGGCAAUGUGGAGCUGCCUGGCGCGGGCGAGAGCUGA